UUCAGAGUCUCUUUCCAAAACUCACUCGUCUGCUAUCCAUUCGCUAUAUACAAAACAAACCAACCAAUGGCCAGAGCAUCCUUGGGCUAUUCUCCUCCACCUCUCUCCUACUUCCGCCACGUGUCUAAUCUCCACAACUACACUCGCCUCGCCGCCUCAUCCGCAUUCCACGUCAGCUCAGCCGCCGACCCGAUGGCCCACCCGUCCCUCGAAACUCUCGGCGGGGCGCUCCACCCCCUCCUUCCCCCCCUCCGCCUCCCUACCCCACCCACCAUAUUCGCCUCGUUCUAUAGAUCGACUCCCGACGUCAGGCUUCGCCGCGAGUGCCUCCGAACGACAGACAACGGCGCCGUUUCGCUCGACUGGGUCUCCAGGGACGACCGCCUCUUGCCUCCCGACUCCCCCCUCCUCAUUCUCCUGCCAGGUUUAACUGGAGGGAGUGAUGACUCGUAUGUGAGGCACAUGUUGGUUCGAGCCAGAAGUAAAGGGUGGCGGGUUGUGGUGUUCAAUAGCCGUGGUUGUGGUGGUAGCCCUGUAACAACUCCUCAGUUCUAUUCGGCUUCAUUUUUAGGAGACAUGCGUGAAGUAGUGGCCCAUGUUGGUAAUCGGUAUCCAAAAGCUAAUCUGUAUGCUGUUGGUUGGUCUCUUGGUGCUAACAUUCUCGUUCGGUAUUUGGGUCAGGAAUCUCAUGCAUGUCGUCUUUCUGGUGCUGUGUCGUUGUGUAAUCCUUUCAAUUUGGUCAUUGCAGACGAGGACUUCCGUAAGGGCUUUAACAUCGUUUAUGACAAAGCUCUUGCAAGUGCUCUCUCCAAAAUUUUCAAGAAGCAUGCUCUACUCUUUGAAGACAUGGGUGGUGAUUUUAACAUUCCAUUGGCUGCCAAUGCUAAGUCUGUCAGGGAGUUUGAUGAUGGACUAACUCGUGUUUCAUUUGGUUUCAAGUCCGUAGAUGACUACUACUCUAAUUCCAGUAGUUCCAAUUCCAUAAAGGAUGUCUGCAUACCAUUGCUUUGCAUUCAGGCGGGAAAUGAUCCAAUUGCUCCGAACAGGGGAAUUCCUCGUGAAGAUAUCAAGGACAAUCCAAACUGUAUGUUGAUAGUGACACCCAAAGGUGGCCAUCUAGGGUGGGUUGCAGGUCCUGAAGCUCCAUUUGGAGCUCCCUGGACUGAUCCAGUUGUCAUGGAUUUCCUUCAGCAUCUGGAGAGAGGAAAAUCUGGAGCCCUUUCCUCUAGUGACUCGGAAAGUGAGCAACGACGUUUGGAGGGUUUGCACCAAUUGGAAGUAUAGUUGGAGAUAGAUUCAUUCUUGCAUCUUUUAUCUCAUUGUAGUCUUAAGAAUGCGAUGGUACUUGGCAGGCAAUUAUGCCUUGGAUGGUUUUAUUGUUUUGACAGAAACUUUCAUGAGCAUAAAGAUCUUGCAUUCUUUCCUUCUUAAUGCAGUGCUUAUGCAUGAUUCUUUCAUCAGCAGAAAGAGAAUUGCAUUUUGUGUUUUCUUUAUUUACAAUUAUGGAUAUGAGGAAGAAAGGCGUUUUGCCUUCUGUAACACAAUGGUUUUUAACAGAGACGAAAAUGAUGUUAUCCAAAUCCAUGCCUUUGAUUACCAUUUAGCUCCAUUUUAACUUUUUUUUUAAUGUCAAACAGGCUGGGAAUCUCUGUCUUG
Molecule: messenger RNA, 1656 nt
Organism: Prunus mume (Japanese apricot)
Lineage: Eukaryota; Viridiplantae; Streptophyta; Magnoliopsida; Rosales; Rosaceae
Source: RefSeq, a predicted model, not a curated record